This is a messenger RNA of Glycine soja, 2428 nucleotides long. RefSeq lists its product as uncharacterized. The record is from RefSeq and is a predicted model, not a curated record. Gene Ontology annotation, molecular function: protein binding. The transcript has a single exon. Lineage: Eukaryota; Viridiplantae; Streptophyta; Magnoliopsida; Fabales; Fabaceae. The coding region runs from base 273 to 2252 and encodes 659 amino acids.
AUUUUCCCAGGAGCAUAAGUGUGUAGAACCUCACUUAGUCCAAGCAAAGCGAUCUGACCAGAUCAUAUAUCCUUAGUUACACUUACACUACAACUGAAGCGAUCUCAACCAACCUGGUUUUGUGUCCGGUUCUGUUACUUAACCCACUUGCUUGCCCUAAUUCAACCCAAGUCAAUACCCUGUCCCUAAAUCUUACAUGGAUUUCUGCUAAAUUUUCUAUUGCCAGAUCCAUCAACUCCCGAGACACCCUCCAAUUUUCUUCCUCAAAUUCAAUGGCGUCGUGGCAAAAAGGCAAGUUUUUUAUCUUCUCUUUGCUCUUCCUUUUCUCUUCUCUUCAUGUUUCCAGUGCCCCCUUAGACCCCGAAUCAUGUUCUAUAGUACAAUCCAAGCUGGACCACGAUUCAUGCCAGGAACAUGUUCCUGAACAACCCCAAAUAGCUAAUAAUUUGAAUCAGCAAGUUUUGUUGGAUAGGCUUGAGGAGUUAGUGAGAAAUCUUAGUGAUUUAGUUUCAAGAUUAGAAUCAAAGCUACCUGACCCUCCAAAAGAAAAGGGUAGGUUUACUCACAGAAAGGGUGGUGGUGAUGACGAUGAUGAGGAUGAUGCAAGAUCAAGUAGUAAAGGAGUUGAAGAUGGUGAAUUUGAGGGGAAAAUCCGAGAUGGGGAGAGAGCUAGGGGAACGUCUGUGACAAAGUACACACCUUUUUGGUCAGAGAGGUUCCAGUUUGCAUCUGCUGUGAAGUUGGAUUCCGAGGUCACUUGUAUAAAUGUUUUGCCUUUUAGGGAUCAUGAGGGGCUGAGUAAGUAUGUGGCAGUUAGUGAUGAGAGGGGAAGAGUGUAUGUGUUCACGAGGAAUGGGGAUGUGUUGGUUGAGUUUGAUACCUCAUUGGAGUCUUCAAUUACAGCAAUGGUUUCGUAUACUUCGGUUUAUAAGAAUGAGAGUUUUGUGGUAACUGGUCAUCGAAAUGGGGAAAUCUUGAUACAUAGAGUUUGGGAGGGAGGGUCUAGUGGAGAGGAUUAUAGUUCUGUUUUCAUGGAGAAUGUUGGUAAGUUUCUGUCUCCUGAAAACCAUGAAGAUGGGUUGCCGGUGAGUCUCUUGGAAGUUCAUUAUGUAGGGAGGAUGAAGUACAUUCUGUCAGCUGAUACAAGUGGGAAGAUCAAGGUUUUUAAGGAGAAUGGUUCGUUACACGGUUCUGCCUCGCCCUCUAGUAGGCCGCUAGUUUUUUUGAAGCAACGGCUUAUGUUCUUGACGGAAACUGGGGCAGGUUCAUUGGAUUUAAGGGGCAUGAAAAUCAGGGAAUCUGAAUGUGAAGGGUUGAACCACUCUAUUGCUCGAACUUAUGUUUUCGACGCCAUGGAGCGUUCCAAGGCAUAUGGUUUUACCUCGGAUGGGGAUCUGAUUUAUGUCUUGUUGCUUGGAGAUGUGAUGAACUUCAAAUGCAGGGUUAGAUACAAGAAAAAGUUUGAUGUAGACGAGCCUCUUGUUGCUCUGCAGGCAAUUAAGGGGUAUUUGCUGAUUGCUAACCCGGAGAAGGUUUUUGUGUACAAUGUUUCAUCUCCGCAUUACGUGAGAGUUGGUGUGCCUCGACCUGUUUUCUCCUCAAGUAUUGAUGAGCUUAGAUCAUCAUUCUUGAAUAAUAAUCCAACCCCAAGUUUGGAUGGAGAAACAAGAGUGACACCCUUGAUAGCUAGUGACCGUGAAAAGCUUGUUAUUGUUGGUCUUGGAGGUGGGUAUGUGGGAAUGUAUCAUUCUAAUCUACCUAUCUUCAAAGGGGAAUUCAAUACCAUGCUAUGGACUAGUCCUGUGUUGUUCUUCAUACUUUUCCUAUUUGGGGCUUGGCACUUUUUCGCCAAGAAGAAGGAAGCACUUACAUCAUGGGGACCAGAUGAUCCAUUUAGUUCCACGUCAGCUACCACCAGUGCGCCGUUGGCAUCUGCCUCUGGGGACAGAUCUUUUGCAGACUCUUCUUCGAGAAGUUCCGAGGUUAUGGAUCUUAGAGGUGGAAAUCUCAGAGCUCCACCGAGAAGGUAUGGCUCUCCUUCAAGGUAUCCCGGUGGCGGGGCUGCAACUUCCUAUAGGCUUGGUGUUGGUGGUGCUUCUGCUGAUCACAAUGCUAGGCCAGCUUCAGUUGAUCCAGAUUUUCGUGCAGCCUCCGAGCUCAAAUUUAGGGCCUCCACCAUGGACCCUCCAGGUUUUCCUAAAAGAAGAGAUGGUAUGUUUGUAGGGAAUCAAGUUGUAAAUGACCGCAGUUGAGUGGCAGAGUUAAUUGCAUGAUAUAGGUUUUUCUCUAACUAGUUUCAGAUUUCCUUAGCUUUUAAUCGUAUGCAUCAUUUGCUAUCUGGUCUCGCAGUUUUUUAACUUUCAAGUUGUUGCACAAAAGAGAGAAAUAAAUUAUAAUGAGAAACUUCCAAGUCUUUUCUUCUCCCAUA